AUGAAAAAUGGAGAAUAUGUUCCCCGUGAUUGGCUUGUUUGGAGCAAAGUUAAACAAUCGAUAUUUUGUUUUCCUUGUCGCCUUUUUAGCAAACUACCAACAGCAAGUCGCUCACGUUUAACAACUAUAUCUGGGUAUUGUUUUCAAAGAAACUGGAAAAAAUUACAUGACAAAAUUCCAGAGCAUCAAAACAGCAGCAACCAUAAAUAUUGUUAUAUUAAAUGGCGGCUAUUGGAAAAAAGUAUUGACUCUAACUUCACUGUCGAUAGUAUGCUGCUGCAGACCAUUAAGAAUCAAGCAUCACAGUGGAAACAGGUUCUUCGCCAAAUUUUAGAUGUCACAUUGUUUCUAGCCAAACGAGGUUUGGGAUUUAAAGGAACAAGUGAUUUAGUUGGAGUUGCAGCAAAUGGCAAUUUUUUGGGCAUUUUAGAGCUCUUGAGUCAUUACGAUUUUGUCUUGAAAGACCAUCUGAACAAAGUGAUGAAGUCGCAGAAAUUGAAGAGAGGACAACAAUCAAAUUAUCUUUCACCGGAAAUACAAAAUGAGUUUGUAAAGUGUUGUGCCAAAAAAGUAUUAGACGUUAUUCUAAGUGAACGAGAAGCAGCAAAAUUUUACUCAAUACUUGUUGAUGCAACCCCUGAUUCAACACAUAUGGAGCAAACUGUAUUUAUAUUGCGUUAUGUUUAUUUAAAUGAAGAAAAUAGUCUCUACGAAGUUCAAGAGCGAUUUCUAGAGUUUGUUGACUGCAAUCAGAAAACGGGGAAAGCUAUUGCUGAAUUAAUUUGCAGUGUUAUUAAAAAACACAAUAUACCAAUGAUAGACUGUCGUGGUCAAGUUUAUGGCAACGGUAGCUACAUGAGCGGUCAAUAUAAAGGAGCACAAGCAGGGAUAAUUAAAGAGAAUCAAUUGGCAAUUUAUACUCCAUGUGCUUGUUAUAGCCUAAAUCUGUGUGGUGUCCAUGCCGCAGAGUGCUGUGCAGAGGUUAUAAACUUCUUCGGUGUUGUGCAAAAAACUUAUAACUUGUUCAGCUCAAGCCCGCAAAGAUGGCAAAUUUAA
This is a messenger RNA of Hydra vulgaris (swiftwater hydra), 1056 nucleotides long. RefSeq lists its product as uncharacterized. The record is from RefSeq and is a predicted model, not a curated record. NCBI's taxonomy places the organism in Eukaryota, Metazoa, Cnidaria, Hydrozoa, Anthoathecata, Hydridae.